Exophiala aquamarina CBS 119918 is the source of this 867-nucleotide messenger RNA. RefSeq names its product alcohol dehydrogenase (NADP+). The transcript has a single exon. Gene Ontology annotation, molecular function: oxidoreductase activity. NCBI's taxonomy places the organism in Eukaryota, Fungi, Ascomycota, Eurotiomycetes, Chaetothyriales, Herpotrichiellaceae. The record is from RefSeq and is a predicted model, not a curated record. Bases 1 to 867 code for a protein of 288 amino acids.
AUGGCGCCAAAUGACUUCUCCCUGUCAACGCGGAUCUCCUUGUCCAAUGGACUUUCCAUUCCUCAAAUUCACCUCGGCGUUUAUCUUAUGUCAGGGCGUGAAGCAUCCUCAGCUGUCAUUUGGGCUCUGAAAGCUGGAUAUCGAGCAGUCGACAGUGCUCAGAUGUACAGGAAUGAGAAAGAUUGUGGUCAAGCUAUUCUAUCAUUCUUGAAUGACAAAUCCUUAAACACCACCGGGCUGACACGGGAAGACAUAUUCUUCACCUCUAAAUUGGCUUCCAACGCGACCUAUGAAGCGGCGAGGAAAUCGAUUUCCCAGUCUGUCAAAACAAGUGGCCUGGGCUAUAUUGAUGUAUUCCUCCUUCAUAGCCCUUAUGGAGGUAAGCAAGCUCGAUUGUCGAGUUGGAGAGCGGUGGAGGAUGCUAUCAAAGAUGGCGAGAUCAAAAUUGGCGGAGUGAGCAAUUUUGGGGUCAAACAUCUCGAAGAACUUUCAUCAUCGAAACCCCGGAUCAUGCCAGCAGUUAACCAGAUCGAGGUUCACCCUUUCAAUACGAGGACAAACAUCGUCGAGGCAUGCCAAAAGCUUGGGAUUGUGGUGGAAGCAUACGCGCCACUGGCACGGGCACUUCGUAUGAAGCACCCGACGAUCGUGGCUCUCUCUCAAAAAUACAAGUGUACACCGGCUCAGCUGAUGAUCAGGUGGAGCCUGCAGCACGGAUACAUCCCACUGCCGAAAAGCGUGUCAAAAGAACGAAUCGAAGAAAAUGGAGAUAUUGGGAAUUUUGAGAUCUCGAUCGAGGAUGUCCAACAGAUGGACAAUCUAGAUGAAUAUCUAGUUACAGAUUGGGAUCCGGUUGAUACCGACUAG